GUGACCUCAGUCGUUUUCACUUCUAGCGUUCUUUGUGGCUCAACGGAAACCCGACGUAAGAGCCUGGCUUUGUCACGUGACCUGCACUGCAGCCGGGUCAUCCGCUUCAAACUUCAUGCGCCAAGUCUGUCUGCUCUAACGAGUAAAAUACUGAGUCUUAAAACAGUCUGUCGUUCCACAUUUUUCGCAAUCUAACGAUAAAUGAUGUCGCUCUCCGCAGCGCGCUCGUUUCUGUCGGAGGCUGCUUAUGGCGAGCAGGAGCUGGACGCCAAUUCUGCGCUGAUGGAGCUCGAUAAAGGUUUAAGGUCUGGUAAACUGGGCGAGCAAUGUGAAGCUGUGGUCCUGUUCCCCAAACUCUUUCAGAAGUACCCCUUUCCCAUCCUCAUCAACUCUGCCUUCCUGAAACUGGCAGACAUCUUCAGACUUGGAGAUUUUGCUGCCGGAAUUUGCAACAAGAUUAGUGAAAUGAUUCAAGGACUGGACACUCCAGUGGAGCUGAAGCUGAAGUUGAUCCCGAUGCUGCAGCACAUGCACCAUGAUGCCAGUCAGGCCUCGUGCAGCAGGGAGUUACUGCAGGAGCUGGUGUCCUCCUACCCCUCCACACCCAUGCUCAUCGUCACGCUGCACACCUUCACCCAGCUGGCCACCUCCUCACUCGUCGAUAUCCCUGAGCAGAUUCAUCUGCUUCUCCAGUACUUGAAGGAGGACCCCAGAAAAGCAGUGAAAAGACUCGCCAUUCAGGAUCUCAAGCUCUUAGCUAAAAAAGCUCCUCACUUGUGGACCAGGAAGAACAUACAAGUCAGAGAUUUUCAUGAGACUCCCCCAGACACUUUUGUGCUAGGCUGCCAUGAUUUUUCUCGGGAGUUGUACCAGAGUCUUCGUACCCGCGUGGCCUCAGAGCACUUCUACUUCUGGCUGAACAGUCUGAUGGAGUUCUCUCAGGCGGAGCAGUGCCUCAGCGGCCUUUCAGAUGGAGACUACAGCGCAGCCAUGAGCGCCAUCUCUGAAGCACUCAAAUCCUACCAGAAGGGAAUUGCGUCUCUCACGGCUGCCAGUACGCUGCUGAGUCCUUUGACGUUCCAGUGUGAGUUUGUGAAGCUGCGGAUAGACACUCUUCGGGCCCUGUCCCAGCUCAUCUGCACCUGCAACAGUCUGAAGACCAGCCCCCCUCCUGCCAUCGCCACCACCAUCGCUCUGUCCUCAGGCAGCGAGCUGCAGCGCUGCGGACACAUUUCAACACAGAUGAAAUUAGCCAUGGAUGAAUUUCGAAGUCUGGCAGCUCGCUAUGCCGACCUGUAUCAGUCUUCGUUUGAUGCCGACUACGCCACCCUCCGUAAUGUUGAACUACAACAGCAAAGCUGCUUGCUUGUAUCUUAUGUUAUUGAGGCUUUAAUAAUUGAUCCGCAAACGGCCAGUUUCCAGGAGUUUGGCACACACGGAUCAGUGCUGGCAGAGAGCGAGUAUGAACUCAGAAUGCUGGCUGUGUUCAAUCACGUCCUGGAGGAAGUGGAAACUAGCAGGAAGCACCCUCCUGUCUCUUACCUGCACACUGGAUGUCUGUGUGGUGCUGUUAUAGCCAUUUUGAAGGUACCACUGUCAUUCCAGAGAUAUUUCUUCCAGAAGCUUCAAUCCACCAGCAUUAAACUUGCUCUCUCUCCAUCUCCUCGUACACCAAACGAGCCAAUCCCAGUGCAGAACAACCAGCAGCUGACUUUAAAGGUGGAGGGGGUGGUGCAGCACGGCUCCUCUCCAGGCCUGUUCCGCAAGAUCCAGGCCGUCUGCCUCAAAGUCAGCUCUACUCUACAGACGAAACCUGGAUCCGACUUCAAGAUUCCUCUUGAUUCCAAAACGAACGAGAUUGAGCAGAAGGUGGAGCCUCAUAAUGAUUACUUCAGCACACAGUUCCUGCUCAACUUCUCCAUCCUGGGCACACACAUGGUCUCUGUUGAAGCCUCGGUUGUAGACACCAGUGGGAUCGAAUGGAAGACGGGACCAAAAAUCACUGUAUCAGUAAAGUCUCUGGAAGACCCUUAUUCCCAGCAGCUGCGGCAUCAGAUACAGCAGCAGCAGCAGACCGGCCCACAGCCAGGACCCCAGAGGAACAUCUUACCCCGCCAGUGACCUCCAACCCUCAUCAACUGCCUACUGCCGGUAUACUGCGGAUUUAUAGGACUUCUGGGCUUUUCUCUAAUGUUUUGUAUGAGUUGAAACACCUGUCUGGCUAUUUUUGCUUAUGUAAUAAUAAAUAGGCUUACAUUUUUCUUUUCUGCUGUUUACCAGAAUAAUUG
Messenger RNA from Sinocyclocheilus grahami, 2288 nucleotides. Its product is annotated as integrator complex subunit 7-like. The record is from RefSeq and is a predicted model, not a curated record. Gene Ontology annotation, biological process: snRNA 3'-end processing. Gene Ontology annotation, cellular component: integrator complex. Lineage: Eukaryota; Metazoa; Chordata; Actinopteri; Cypriniformes; Cyprinidae.